Messenger RNA from Pseudocercospora fijiensis CIRAD86, 1615 nucleotides. RefSeq lists its product as uncharacterized. The record is from RefSeq and is a predicted model, not a curated record. Gene Ontology annotation, molecular function: metallocarboxypeptidase activity; zinc ion binding. Gene Ontology annotation, biological process: proteolysis. Bases 1 to 1545 code for a protein of 514 amino acids. The transcript is spliced from 5 exons. NCBI's taxonomy places the organism in Eukaryota, Fungi, Ascomycota, Dothideomycetes, Mycosphaerellales, Mycosphaerellaceae.
AUGCGAUCUCUCCUUGCGCUGCCAGCACUACUAUAUGGUGAGGAUCUGGUAUUGCGAUUCAACAUUAGCUCUCACAAGGAGGCUGCGAGCCUAGCGGAAGCAGCAGACACGCUUCUGCUUGACGUUUGGGAGUUUGCGAGAGAUUGGGUGGACAUAAGACUGUCCAAAGAGACUGUGCCUCUCCUGCUUGCACUAUUACCUGCAUCGCUCCAACACGCCCACAGGCCGUUGCUGAGAGAGCAGGAGCUGGCCAAGGCAAUCGUCAACAAUUAUCAAAAGCACCACGAUAAGCCUAAGACGAGCGAAGCAACUCCCUUCCCAACUCGAACGUCUUUCUCCCCCACCCUGGAUCCUUCCGCGCAGGCAGAGACAAACAUUUUCUUUGCUGACUACCAGCCAUUCUCGGUGAUUGAGCCAUGGCUGCGGCUGCUCGCCUCCCUUUUUACGACACAUGUAAGGCAUCUGAACAUCGGACUUUCCUACGAAGGGCGUAAUAUUCCUGGAUUGCGCAUCGGUGUGCAUCCAACAAACUCCGAAGAUCCGGAACAGCCCAAGCGGAAGACGAUUCUCAUCGUUGGCAGUCUUCAUGCGCGCGAGUGGGUCAGUACGACCACCGUCAACUACAUUGCUUACUCUCUCAUCACCGGAUAUGGAAAAAUUCCAAGCGUGACGAAGCUGCUUGAGGCAUUCGACUUUGUGCUGAUCCCAACCUUGAAUCCAGAUGGCUACGUCUACACUUGGGAGACGGAUCGACUUUGGAGGAAGAACCGACAACAAACUGGCAUCCGCUUCUGCCAAGGCAUCGAUCUCGACCGCUCAUUCGGCUUCGAGUGGUCGGCCACUGACAAUCCUUGCAGCGAAUCGUUUUCGGGCGAGUCCCCUUUCGAUGCUGUUGAGGCCAAGGCUUUCGCAAAUUGGGCCAAGAAUGAGACUGAAACCAACAACGUAGAAUUCGCAGGCUUUUUGGAUCUCCACAGUUACUCACAGGAGAUCCUCUACCCAUACAGCUACUCCUGCGAUGAUAGUCCGCCAGGAUUGGAAAAUCUUGAAGAGCUGGCUUACGGUCUUGGUCGCGCUAUCCGUGUUACGCAUAACCACAAUUAUGAGGUUAUGCCAGCAUGCGAAGGGAAUGUGAUGUACACGGCUGCUAAUAAGAAGGAACAUCUAAGACCACGAAUGGAGGAAUCCGGCGGUUCGGCGCUCGACUUCUUCUACCGCACAAUGGGUGUGAGAUAUGCCUAUCAAGUUAAGCUCCGUGAUCGCGGCACUUAUGGCUUCUUGCUGCCACGAGAUAAUAUCAUCCCCACCGGAAAGGAGAUAUUGAAUGCGGUGCUUUAUUUUGGAGGCUUCUUAAGCGAGCUCUACGACCUGGGCAACUCUGAGGUCGAGCUGAUCAAGCCCGCAAUGGAGUCGGAAGAGACCACUUCCGCGGAGUCGGCUGGCGACACUGGACUACGAGACGAGGAGCCCAGGGUGGUAAGAGAGGAUCUUAGCGAGGAUGAUGGCGCCACCAAAUGGGAUCUAAAAAGAAGGCGGCGGCGUUAAGACCGGCCCUGGUAUAAUCUUCAAAUUCGUAUGUACAUGGUAGCCUGAUAUUUGAUCAGCUGUACUUCUC